UCAACAUCGCAGAGUAUCGACUGUUCUUUCGUGAACAAUUCUACAUUGACAUCGUGUCGUUAUACCUAAUUCUUUUAAUCCCAACUCAGUUCACAGUCCAAUCAUUAAUUAUAAAGUAAAAAAUAUAUAAAAUAAUCCUUUGUAUAAAAUAAAAGUGCGAAAUAUAUUCAUUGUUUGAAGUGAAGUGAUAUUCUUGAUAUUUGUUUAUUAAUUUUUAACUCUAGACAUUCCAACAGUUUGUGAAAAAUAAAUAUUUUUAAUUCAAACUAAACAGUACUUGACGCGGUUUUUCCUACUAACGAGGAUUUAGCUUAGGAGGUUCUGUAUCCUGAAGUACUUCAGGAUCAGAAACUAUAUUGCCACAGGAGGUGUUUGCAGAUUAUGAGAUAAUAAUGUGUUUUAUUCCAAUCAGUUAGAAUUCCUCUAUGGCUUAAAUCCAGAGCUGCUCAAUAGUGCAACCCUGGAAUUAGGGGAAUUUAUUAACUUAUACCAUUGGAUAAUCUGGCAUCCACAGAUCAAUACGUGUAGCACAGCAAAAUCGAUGGACCGACAAAGGGUCUUCGUGUUCGCGUCCAGGGGAAUAAAUCAUCGAGACCGUUACUUGAUGGAGGAUUUGAAUUCCCUCAUGCCUCAUCAUUGAACAGAAGCUAAAAUGGAAAGGCAGAAGAACCUCCAGGUGGUGAACGACAUUUGCGAAGCCAAAAAUUAUAAGAAGGCGGUUUUAUUCAAAGGCAGGAAGAAAAGAGAUCUCUACAUGUGGUGUUCAAAUGCCAAAAGUGAUCCUUCUGCCAAAUUUUCGGUUGAGAAUAUUUAUACAAUGGGAGAAAUGAAAUUAACAGGCAAUUGCCUAAAGGGAUGACGUCCAAUUCUCUCCUUCGAUGAGAACUUCUCCACAAAUUCUCAUUACGCCCUCCUGCGAGAGUUGUUCACCCAGAUAGUUGGUGUGCCCAACCACCACCCCAAAAGCAAGCCCUUCUUCGACCACGUCGACACAUUCAGCGUCCUGGACAACAGGAUAUGGUUCAGAAACUACCAGAUCCUGACUGAAGAUGGAGGAUUGGCAGAGAUAGGCCCCAGAUUUGUUUAAAAUCCAGUGAAAAUAUUUGCUGUGAGUUUUGGAGGAGAAACCCUCUAGGACAACUCCUUCUACAUCUCUCCAGCGAAGUAUCGUCAUGCCGUGAAUAAGAAAGCUGGUGGAAAGUACAUAAAUAUACUAGAGUAGAAGAUGGCACAGAAGGCGAGCAAGCCUGAGGCCUCGUACUCGUUUAAUCCAUUGGAUGAUAUAUUUAAAUCAGCACCAUUGGUGAAGGCCAAGGAGCUGGAGGCCAGAGAGUCAGAGGAGCCACAGACGAACCAGGGCACUGGGGAGACGGGUGAGGAAACUGUAGAUCCAUUCGAAGAAAAAUCUGUAGCUGAGAUGAAGGAACUCGAGAAAAGAGCUCUGAGGAACUUCGAAAAAAUGGCUAAGAAGUCCACUAAGUCCAAAACAUUGGGGUCAGAAGUGACAAAGAAGAAGAAAGGGGAAAAAAAUAAAAUUGGAAAAUGAAUUUGUUAUUUUGGCGGUUGAAUAAAAAAAGUGUUUUAUUCAACCACGCCCGGUUUAACGGCGGUGGGGGUAUUCUCUAAUAAAACUUGCGAAUUGUGUUUGGACGGUAAUUAUCACUUCCCAAAUUUGAGGAUGAUAUUUUUUGUACUUCCCAAAUCAUUUCCCAUCGGUUCAGACAUAUUCGGUUUUUUAAACUCAAUAUUUAAACAUUCUGCCUGCUAACUAUAUGCCCUAAAAAUAAAAGUUAAUUAUACAUAAACGAUCGAUUCCGAAAUAACACAAUUCAAUUCCUAAAUCAUCCUCAAUCAUUCCCAAGCGAUACAAAUAAGCUACGUUGAAAAGUAAAUGAUUU
Messenger RNA from Diachasmimorpha longicaudata, 1898 nucleotides. RefSeq names its product ribosome biogenesis protein BRX1 homolog. Gene Ontology annotation, molecular function: rRNA binding. Lineage: Eukaryota; Metazoa; Arthropoda; Insecta; Hymenoptera; Braconidae. The transcript is spliced from 3 exons. Gene Ontology annotation, cellular component: nucleolus. Gene Ontology annotation, biological process: rRNA processing; ribosomal large subunit assembly. The record is from RefSeq and is a predicted model, not a curated record.